AUGGUCGAAACGGACAGAGACUCGCUGCCCAAGCCCUCCCUCGGUGCCUGGCCCAGCUCGGUGGUACCUGCCAACAGCAGCGUGACACUGCGAUGCCGGGCUCCUGCCAGGGAUGUGAUCUUUGCUCUCAGAAAGGGAGGAACUAUUUUGGAUUCCCCACAGUCACCUGACUCUACAGAGGGCCUGGCUGAAUUUCACCUCACUGAUCUCAAAAGCGGAAAUGCCGGAGAGUACACCUGCGAAUACUACAGAAAGGCGUCCCCCGACAUAAGUUCACAGCGCAGUGAUGUCCUUCUCCUGUUGGUUACAGGACAUUUACCUAAACCUUCUCUCAAAACCCACCAAAAUCAUAAAUUAUCUGCAAGAGGAAACUUGACUCUUCAGUGCCAGAAGCCAGACACUACUAUUGAGCCUACAACGUUCGCUCUACUGAAGGCAGGAACUUCCACCCCCAUACAGCUGCGGAGUCCGGAACAGAACCGGGUCGAGUUCUCCCUGCAGGACGUGACAGUCGGUGACACUGGGAGCUACAGCUGUGUGUACUACCAGACGAGGGCUCCUUUCUUGGCCUCACAGCCCAGCAAUCAUCUUGAAAUCUGGUUUUGA
Molecule: messenger RNA, 606 nt
Organism: Propithecus coquereli (Coquerel's sifaka)
Lineage: Eukaryota; Metazoa; Chordata; Mammalia; Primates; Indriidae
Product: T-cell-interacting, activating receptor on myeloid cells protein 1-like
Exons: 4
Coding region: 1-606 (201 amino acids)
Cellular component (GO): plasma membrane
Source: RefSeq, a predicted model, not a curated record